AUGGUAACAGCAGCGGAUCUGGGCCCGAUAUCAUCUCAGUAUGCUGCUGCAGCGACAGUCCCUUUGAUCAAAUCCCCUUCGUUAUGGUUACCUAAGCCGAUCGAAAUGCCAAAUGAUAUUCACCCGUUGCCUGAGGAUAUAACGGCCUAUUUCGUCUACCCCUUCACACUAGAAGACCACGUCCUGUCCGUCCAUCCUUCACCUUCCGAGGUGAUUUCUCAAAGACGAGCGAGAAACGCCGAAAUACUUCAUAAGCGGGAGGUAGAGGAAGAGCAGAAAGAGAAAGAAGCGUUACGAAAGAUCGCUCCUGGAUACAAUCCAUCUUCGGUCCUCCUCCCUUCAGCUUCAAAUACACCUAAAACAGCUCAAUCCAUACCAUCCACAUUCGAUUCUCUCAUGCAGAACGCCUCGCAGCAGCAGAGCAACGCUGGAACGAUAGAUCCGAUGGAUGAUCUGGUAUCUCAGUUGGAAGAGAUGGAAGCGAAGAAAUAG
Kwoniella mangroviensis CBS 8507 is the source of this 492-nucleotide messenger RNA. RefSeq lists its product as uncharacterized. The record is from RefSeq and is a predicted model, not a curated record. Lineage: Eukaryota; Fungi; Basidiomycota; Tremellomycetes; Tremellales; Cryptococcaceae. The coding region runs from base 1 to 492 and encodes 163 amino acids. The transcript is spliced from 5 exons.